AUGAACUAAGACUUUGAUGUUUUUUAUCAAUUUUCUGGUUAGUCAUCUAAUAAUAAUUAGAACUUUUAAUUUCCAUCCACAGAAAUCAUGAAUUCAGAAUAUAAUAAGAUAAGGUUUUAGUGCAAUUUAAAAUUACUCUAAAAAAAAAUUAUCAUGUUGUUUGGUUUUCCAUCAAUAAAGGUUGAAAGUUAAAGAAUACAUUUAUAUUUGAAAGGAAUAUUAAACCUAAGUCAAUCUGAACAAUUAAAAAAAAUUAGAAAUUUAAUUAGUUUUAUGGGAGAAGUUACAUGUAUAAAUAAUUGGGAUGAAAGAAUUCUCAUAAUUAAAUCAAGAGUUUAAUAAUUUCUAAAUAUUCAUGGAUUAGAAAUUAAGUGGGGCGAAGAGCAAUGGUAAAAUGAAAUUGAUUCCAUAGUAACAGUUAGAAUCAACAAUUAUUAUUAUGAUACGAUACAAAAUAAAACUUUUUCUUAUGUUAAUUUAUUUAAUACUCUUUAAAUCAAAUUACCAAAAGAAUUAAAAGAUCUAAAUCAUCAUUCAUUUAAUUCAAUAUAAACUUCAAAUCUCUUAAACGAUUUUCAUUUCUUAUGUGACUUAGAUGAAUUUUAUACAGUUAGAAAUACAAGAAAUUUUAUAUAAAAUAUUUCUAAUAAACUUAGUGACUUUAUGAAUUUAUUGAUUGAUAUGGAGAUAAAAUCAAAUUAAGUUGAAUAAUAUAUCAGAAAUCGCUACUAAACCUUAUGUGAAUAAUUAUUAGAUAUCAAAAGGAAUUUUACUUUUUUAAUAUCUUAUUCGGAUCAUUAAAAAAUUAAUAAAAAAUAAAAUUUAAAUAUUGAUAAAUAAUAAUUAGAAACCUAAACUUUAACCACUUCUAAAACAACAAUCAUUUAAGGUGAUUUUUAUUCAAAAACCAAAAAAUAAAUAAAAAAAAAAAAACUAGAAAAGCAUUCAAAUUAGAGAUCAUCAAAUACUUAUUCAAUAUCUAAGGGUAAUAUUAAAUCUGAAUUAAAUCUUAAGAAUUAGUGCUUAGAUUAAUCUCAAGUUUUCGCUACUGCAGAUGAUAAAGACUUAAUUUUGUAGUUAUAAAAUUAAUUGUAAAAUAAUAAUUUAAUGGGCCUUGAUUUUUCUUAAAUCUUCGAAUACUCUUUGGAAAGAAUUAAAUAAAAGAUUUUAUAUUACGAGUAUAUUCAAUACUAAAUUGAUCAAUUAGGAUAUCCAUGCAUUAAUUUGGAGAAGAAUAAACUCCUCUUAAUUCUUGAGAAUUAUAAAAUAUAAAAUUCGGAUUAUAAAAAUUUAAUUGUUAAACUAUUUAAUAUUUUAUCCGAAUCUUUUAUUAGUAAAAAUGGUUCCAUAGACAUUUUCUAGUAAUUAUAAGAUAAUGCAUUAAAUUAUUUAUAAUAAAUAUCAAUAGAUUUUCCAAUUUAAGAAUUAAAUUCAAUAUAGAAAGAGUAAUGCAUUUUAAAGUCAAAUAUGUCAAUAUAUGGUAAUUUAAGAAGUAAAAAGUUCUCUUAUUAAUUAUUAUCUUAGAUAAUCAAUAGAAAAUUUCCAGAUGUAAUAUAUAAAAUACAAUGUUCCUCAACAAAAAUUAUUUUUUAACAUUGGGAUAUUCAACCAUUGCUUGAUAUUUUUAAUUUUUAAGACUUAAAAAAUAUUAGGGUAACAUAAUAUUAUAUUAAUUAAAUUUAUACAUGUUUGUAAGUUUUAAUUAAUUUUAAAGAAUCAUUAUAAAACCAUUAUGAUUAAGAAUUAGUAUAGGAUUUUAUAAAAAUAGAAAAAUAAUUUAUUGAUAUAAUAAAUUAACCUUUGAAUUUUCAUGUUGAUUCAAAUUAAUACACUAAGUCACUAGAAAAAUUGAGUUAGUUUAAAGAUAUAUUUUGGAAUAAAUAGUAUGAAAAUAUCUAAGUUUGGGAGUUUGAUAUGGUAAAAGAUUUACCUAAAUUAUCAACUUUUGAGAAUGAAUAAAUUUAUGGAUAAUUGUAGGAAAAUUAAAAAGAAAAUUUAGAUUAUCAAAUUAGAGAAGUUUAUUUUGAUAUUUUUAGCCCACUUUAUGAAUUAGAUUCACCCAUAUUUCGCUUUAUAAAUAAGUCAGAAUAAUAGUUUCCAGAUCAAUAAUAGAAUUUGGAGGAUGAGAGUUAUUCGAUUUAUUUUAGUAAGUGA
This is a messenger RNA of Paramecium sonneborni, 2154 nucleotides long. The record is from the annotation of a GenBank genome assembly. Lineage: Eukaryota; Ciliophora; Oligohymenophorea; Peniculida; Parameciidae.